Messenger RNA from Cydia amplana, 2501 nucleotides. Its product is annotated as protein groucho-like. Gene Ontology annotation, molecular function: protein binding; transcription corepressor activity. Lineage: Eukaryota; Metazoa; Arthropoda; Insecta; Lepidoptera; Tortricidae. Gene Ontology annotation, biological process: regulation of DNA-templated transcription; negative regulation of canonical Wnt signaling pathway. Bases 401 to 2455 code for a protein of 684 amino acids. Gene Ontology annotation, cellular component: transcription regulator complex; nucleus. The record is from RefSeq and is a predicted model, not a curated record. The transcript is spliced from 18 exons.
ACGUAACGUACGACGGGCUUCGUUUGGAUGAAUGAUGAAUGACAAAUUGACAGCCGAAUAAAAACUACGGCGUGGAUUUAUGGGUUAAAAUUUCAGCAAACUGUCUGUUGCUUUUAUUAUGAACUAGUUACGAAAAUGAGAUUUUAAUGCCUAUAUUUUAUAGGAAUUUUAGUAAAGAUAACUUAAAGUUUUAUUUCCCAAGAUAAUGACCGAUAUUUCAAAAGUUUUGGAGCAAAGUUUGUGCAUAUCAUCGUCAGUAGCGCCGAGUGAUUCUCUUGUUUUCAUUGAGUUAUAGCAGUGGUGGAAAAUAUUUAAUGAAAUGAUGCCAUUAGUGCUUACUUUAUUAAAAUCGAAACAUAGUUUCAUUUGAUCGAAAGUCGGAGCAGUUUUUGUUGUCAACAUGUAUCCAGCGCCGACGCGGCACCCGGCUGCCGCGGUAAGGGGACCACCACCUUCAUCAGGCCCCAUUAAGUUCACAGUAGCUGAUACUUUAGAACGUAUAAAAGAAGAAUUUAACUUUUUACAAGCUCAAUAUCAUAGUUUGAAAUUAGAAUGUGAAAAGCUAGCUAGUGAGAAGACAGAAAUGCAGAGGCAUUAUGUUAUGUAUUAUGAAAUGUCCUAUGGCCUUAAUGUAGAAAUGCACAAACAGACGGAGAUAGCAAAGAGAUUGAGUGCUAUAAUAAGCCAGGUGGCACCAUUCUUGGCUCAGGAGCACCAGCAACAAGUGGCCUCAGCCGUCGAGAGAGCCAAGCAGGUCACUAUGUCUGAACUUAACGCUAUUAUUGGGCAACAGCAACAACAAGGUCUACAACAGCUUCUUCAGCAGAUGCACGCGGGGGCGGGGCUGCCGCACGGCGCGGGGGCGGGGCUGCUCGGCGCCGGCCUGCUGGCUUUCCCGGGCGCCGCGCCGCCGCCGCACCAGCCGCCGCACCACAAGGUGGAACUCCCGCCGCCGGCAGACAUAAAGCCACCUGUGCUGCCGGGCGCGCCGCCUCUGUUACCGGGGCCGCGUGAGAACGACCGCCUACUGGACUCCAGGGCGCUGCCGAGGCGGCACUCCGUGUCCCCGCACGAGCGCGAGCAGAAGUACCGCCCGCGCUCGCCGGCCGAGCCCGAGCCGCUCGACACGAAGCGACGGAAGGACGAGAAGGUACACCAUGACAGUGAUGCGGAGAAAAGUGAUCAGGACUUAGUUGUUGAUGUAGCCAAUGAGGAGGAGCGCGGGUCGCCGGGCGCGCCGGGCUCGGAGCGCGCGGAGCCCGGCCCGCGCCCGCCCUCCAGGGGCUCCUCGUCCAGCCGCUCCACGCCCAAGAGCUCCAAGGACGAAAAGCCGGGCACGCCGGGCGGCAAGCCGGCCCGGGCUUCGACGCCGACCGGCCGCUACGGGUUCCCGCCGCUGGCCGCCUACCGCCCGCCGCACCUCGACCACGCCCGGACCAACGGCCAGCCGCCGCACAAGCCGGCAUACUCGUACCACACAUGCGGCGGGCCGCUCCAACCGGUCCCCUUCCCCGCCGACGCGCUCGUUGGCCCCGGCAUCCCGCGCGGCGCGCGACAAGUCGCCGUACUACCGCACGGCGAGGUCGUCUGUGCUGUGGCGUUGUCUGUGAAUAAUGGAACGAGACACGCCUACACGGGGGGAAAGGGAUGCGUGAAGCUGUGGGACAUAUCGAAUCCGGGCUCGCCUAAUACCUUGGAGCCACUGUCGCAGUUGGAUUGCUUGCAACGUGAUAACUACAUCCGUAGUGUGAAACUGCUCCCCGAUGGCCGCACGCUAAUAGUGGGCGGCGAAGCGUCGAACCUGUCGAUUUGGGACUUAGGUUCCCCCACACCGCGCAUGCGUGCCGAGCUCACAUCUUCGGCACCCGCGUGCUAUGCUCUCGCCAUCAGUCCGGACUCUAAGGUGUGCUUCAGCUGUUGUUCAGACGGCAAUAUCGCUGUAUGGGACCUUCAUAAUCAGACUUUAGUUAGACAAUUUCAAGGGCACACAGACGGCGCGUCCUGCAUCGACAUCAGCGGCGACGGGUCCCGCCUGUGGACCGGCGGGCUCGACAACACCGUCCGCUCCUGGGACCUGCGCGAGGGCCGCCAGCUGCACCAGCACGACUUCAACAGCCAGAUCUUCUCGCUCGGCUACUGCCCCUCGGGAUCAUGGUUAGCAGUGGGCAUGGAGAACUCGCACGUCGAGGUCCUUCACGCGGGCAAACCGGACCGCUACCAGCUACUACUGCACGAGUCGUGCGUGCUCGCGCUCAAGUUCGCGCACCAGGGCAAAUGGUUCGCGUCCACCGGCAAGGACAACCUGCUCAACGCGUGGCGGACGCCCUACGGCGCCAGCAUAUUCCAGUCAAAAGAGUCUUCAUCGGUGCUCAGCUGUGAUAUAUCAGCGGACGACAAGUUCAUAGUGACCGGCUCGGGCGACAAGAAAGCCACCGUUUACGAAGUCCUGUACUGAACACCAACUGUUCUACAAUAGGUACAUUGUAUAUGUCGUCCUGCAC